Molecule: messenger RNA, 1544 nt
Organism: Siniperca chuatsi (mandarin fish)
Lineage: Eukaryota; Metazoa; Chordata; Actinopteri; Centrarchiformes; Sinipercidae
Gene: colec11
Product: collectin sub-family member 11
Exons: 7
Coding region: 161-979 (272 amino acids)
Source: RefSeq, a predicted model, not a curated record
UAUCACACACAUUCUGUGGUGCCUGUGGAGGAACAUGAAAUGCUUCUGUAGGACCACCAGUGUUCAAAGCUCCUGCAAGUCUUUGCAAGCUGGCAAUACUUCUCUAUUUCUGUUUGGAAAUAUCUCUACAGUGUAGCCCACCAACCAGCCCAUGUAAAGGAUGAUAGGAGAGAAGCUGUUUCUGCCCUUAAUACUAAUGUCUGUGCUGAGUUUACUAACACUACAGACAACGUAUGGAGAGCACUUGGCAGAGGAGCCCUGCACAGUUCAGAUCCUGGUCCCUGGACUCAAAGGAGAACCAGGAGAAAAAGGACAAAAAGGAGCCCCGGGGAGACCAGGAAGGGUUGGCCCUCCUGGAGAGACUGGUCAACCUGGGCUUAAAGGUCAGAAAGGCGUAAUGGGACGUUAUGGAAAAGUGGGCCCAAGUGGAAUGAAAGGGAUGAAGGGAGACAUAGGGGAUCCAGGUCCAAGGGGCCCUAAUGGAGAUCCAGGUGUUCCAUGUGAGUGCACACCAAUGAGAAAGAUGAUUGGAGAAAUGGACAUUCUUGUGGCCCAGCUCUCCUCUGAACUGAAAUUCAUUAAAAAUGCUGUUGCUGGCAUAAAAGAGACAGACAGUAAGGUCUAUCUGUUGGUGAAGGAGGAGAAACGCUACUCUGACGCUGAGGUCUACUGCCAGACGAGGGGAGGGCACCUGGCCAUGCCCAAGGAGGAGGGAGCCAACACGGCCAUCGCGGGGUACAUAACUGAAGCGGGCCUGAACAGAGUCUACAUUGGCAUUCAUGACCUGCACCGUGAGGGUGUCUUCACCUACGUGGACCUCUCUCCCAUGACCACUUUCAGCAAAUGGAGAAAAGGAGAGCCGAACAACGCUUAUGACGAUGAGGACUGUGCUGAGAUGGUGGCCUCUGGGGAGUGGACUGAUGUAGCGUGCCACCCUACCAUGUAUUUUGUUUGUGAAUUUGACAAGGACAGUGUCUGAGUUCAGUCUAUGCUAAAGAGACUGCUUAAAGAAAGGAUAAAUAUAAUGGAACAAAUGUUAGAUGUACUGUUUGUGCUAUAUCUUCUAUCUGUAAAUAGGAUGACAAAAUUACAUGCAAGUUGUGCAAACUAGUAAAUUUUCUACUUUCUCUCUUCUAUAAAAAGCUAUUUAUGUUCUUAACUCACAAAACAUCCUGGGGUUUUGUUCUUUUGUGAGAAUGUUACUUUCAAGUACACCCUUAAUCUCAUACUCUGUUCCUUAGUGUUUCAAGCAUGGCCAGGCAAUGUAUUGAGUUUUUAUGUUAUGCAAACUAUCCACUGAGCAAUAUUUGCAACAGUGCCAUCAACAAACAAGACAAAUAAGCAAAUGCAGAAGGCUGUAGUUUGUGCAUUAAAUAUGAAAUUAAAAGAAAGAUUUUGGUUCCAGCUGGGUGCUUUUAAUCAGAGAAAUGGAAUACAAUAUUCAUUCUAUAUUCAUAUAAUAGGUUAUGUGACGGUUGUUGUAAAAUAAAGAUUCACUGAUAAUAAAAAAAGAGAGAGAGUGACAGUGUCUGUGCAUUAUUUUC